UUCAUAAUAUCAACCUGUUGUCUGUCUGUGUACAUGAAGUAAAAAUGGCAGAAGCCAGUAUUUCAGUGUUUCAGGAUCAGUUCAGCUGUUCAAUCUGUCUGGAUCUACUGAAGGAUCCAGUGACUAUUAACUGUGGACACAGUUUUUGUAUGAGCUGUAUUACAGACUGCUGGAAUCAGGAGGAUCAGAAGAGAGUUUAUAGCUGCCCUCAGUGCAGACAGACCUUCACUCCAAGACCUGCUUUAGGAAAGAAUGUGAUUCUUGCUGAGAUGGUGGAGAAACUGAAGAAAACAAAACUUCACACUGAUGGAGCUGCUCCCAGUUAUGCUGGACCUGAAGAUGUGGAGUGUGACGUCUGUACUGGGAGAAAACACAAAGCUGUCAAGUCAUGUCUGGUGUGUCUGAACUCUUACUGUCAAACUCACUUUGAGCGACAUGAAGAACUUCAAUCAGGAAAGAGACACAAAGUAACUGAAGCCACUGGAAGACUUCAGGAGAUGAUCUGCUCUCAACAUGACAGAUUGCUCGAGAUUUUCUGUCGUACUGACCAGACAUGUAUUUGUUAUCUGUGUACGAUGGAUGAGCAUAAAAAUCACGACACUGUAUCAGCUGCAGCAGAGAGAACAGAGAAACAGAAACUAUUGGAGGACAAUCAGAGAAAACACCAGCAGAGAAUCGAGGAGAAAGAGAAGGAGCUUCAGGAUCUCAGAGAGGCUGUGAAGACACACAAGCGCUCUGCACAGACAGCAGUGGAGGACACUGAGAGGAUCUUUACUGAACUGAUUCGCUCCGUUGAGAGAAGACGCUCUGAGGUGAUAAAGCUGAUCAGAGAUCAGGAAAAGACUGCAGUGAGUCAAGCUGAAGGACUCUUGAAGGAACUGGAGCAGGAGAUUGAAGAUCUGAGGAGGAGAAAUGAUGAGAUGGAGCAGCUUUCACACACAGAACAUCACAUCAGUUUCCUUCAGAGUUUUCAGUCUCUCUCUGCAUCAUCUGGAUCUAUAGACAACAUCAUUAUCAGUUCUCUCUCUUUUGACGACGUGGGAAAAUCUGUCAUUAAUUGGAAAGAAAGGUCAGAGAAUGUCUGUAAAGAGGAGAUUGGAAAAAUAUCUUGGAAAGUUUCAUACAUUGAAAUCAUUCCUACCAAUGUACCCACGACUAGGGCAGAGCUCAUACAAUAUUUCCGUCUGUUUUCACUGGAUCUAAACACAGUAAAUGAAAACAUCUGUCUGUCUGAGAGGAACAGAGUGGCUACAUACACUGACACAAAGCAACAGUAUCCUGAUCAUCCAGAGAGAUUUGAUUUUUGGACCCAGGUGUUGUGUAGAGAGAGUGUGUGUGGAUGUUGUUACUGGGAGGUCGAGUGGAGUGGAGAUGAUGGUGUGAGCAUAUCAGUAUCAUAUAAGAGUUUAAACAGGAAAGGAAAAAAAUAUGACUCUGCAUUUAGACUCAAUGAUCAGACCUGGUGUUUGGAGUGCUCUCCCUCCUCUUACUCAUUCUGGCACUACGGUGUAAAGACAGAUGUCACCGUACCAUUCAGCUCAUCUAGAAUAGGAGUGUAUGUGGAUCACAGUGCAGGAAUUCUGUCCUUCUACAGCGUCUCUGACACAAUGAUCCUCAUCCACAGAGUCCACACCACAUUCACUCAACCUCUAUAUCCUGGGUUUGUGUUACGUAGGGGCUCAACAAUGAAACUGUCUAAACUGUGAUUAACAGUAUAGAAUAUACACAUUAUAUGCCACAGAAAUUGCUAAAUAAUAAUAGCGACUACCAUCCCUAACAUCAAGGCCGGACUUACCAUUGGGCUUGACUUGGCUCCAGUCUGGGGGCCCCCGCCCUUCAGGGGGACGCCUGCUCUCCUUCAUUUGAUUCGUUUAGUUAUAUGCCAUUCAUUUUAUUUUUUAUCUAAACUUUGUUCAAUUGGUCUAGAACGAUUCAAUAGCACUCAGCAAGCAAUUUUGCAUCUAAAAGACGUCUAAUAGACAUCUAAACAUAGCCCUCACUUCUUGACUGAAACAGCUCUAAAUAUGGGCUAUCAGUGAAAGUCUAAUAGACGUCUAACCAUAGAGCAAGAAUAGACUAGUCGUCAAUUAGACGGCUAUUAAACGACUACAUGUAUACGUCUAAUAGACGGUGAAUAUGUGUCUAGGCUAAAACUAGGCAAAAUGUGGGCUGUCAGUGAAAAUCUAAUAGACGUCUAUCCAUAGCCCAAGUAUAGACCAGUCAUCAAAGUUUUUAUUAUGUAGAAGAGAAAUUUCACAAGUCAGACAAAUUAAUCAAUUAUAAAAGAGUAAUAAAGAAAAUACAAUGCAGAAAAUUACAAAACAAAGCAUUUAUAAAUACAACUUAAAAUGCAAUAAAUAAUAUAAAAAUAAAUUUAAGAAGUUGUUUAAAAUAUUUUUUCAUUUGUUUUCUGUUAAGGUUUUCAUAUUUUCUAGGUAUUUAUUUUUUGGGUUUACUUUUAUUCCCCCCCUGCUCUCCCUGGUGCUUGGUUGAAAUGCUCUCUAAUUGUAUUUAAAAGCAGCUUUAAAAAUGUAUUAAUUUUAAGAUGAAGCAUGGUUGCAUCACACAAUGUUUUUUAAGGAUAUGGCCUUUAAGGAUAUUUACCUAGAUGAAAAACCUAAAUAUACCUUAUUUUUGUUAACAUUUUGUAUACUGAUAUAUGUAUUGUUACACACACACACAGAAACCUCUUAUGACUACUGCAGUCUUCUCAAAUGCCUCCUUCUGAAGUGGACCACCCCCCUUCAUAUUAAAUUUGGACAUAAGGGAAUUCAUUAAAACCCUGAAAAAGUUUUUAAAAAAAGUGGUUAACAAAAUUAUGAACGAAGACAUUUUACACAUUCAUUCAUUUUUAUUUUUUUCUCUUCAUUGGGACCACAUGAAAAAAUAAGUAUGCAGAACUAGGCUUUACCUAUCCAGCAUCCUUCUUCCACUGUCCUUGAGGUUUCUUCCUCCUAUUUUGCACUGCGUUGACACCUGAACAACAUAUAACAAGUUAUUUUUUUUUAUUCAAAUUUAAUCUUUUUUUACUUUUCUAUUAAUCUACCAGCAGUUCAAGGAUAAAGUGGAGAGUCUGUAAUGCCACAGUCCCGAAUAAGGAAAAUCAAAUAUUUUAUCAAAAAAACAUUGGAAAUGUGUCUUGCUUUUCUGAAAAAUGUAUGAACAAUGUAGUAAGCAAACAGAUGUAUCACAUACAAUGUUUUUGAAAAACAUGAUUCUCCUGAUAAUUCUCCUGAUUUCUUAUGCAAAACUACAACCAUUUCUUUAACUGAGCUUAACAUGCAUAUCAUGUCUAUACUAACCUUGAGAAUAUCUGUAGCUUGGAGUCUUGGGAGUGCAAUGUGGCUGGCACAGAGACCUGCCGGCUAUAAUGGCAAAUUAAAAUAUUACUGGUUUGCUAUAACCAUUACCUGGGGUUGAGGUGUGAGUUGGAAACUCGAAAAAAACGACUCCUUUUUAUCUGCUGUGUCCCUGUUAAAGGCAUAUUUGUAUUUGAAAUACAUAAAUGAUAUUAAAAUGAGGACGCAUGUUGCAUUCACCUAAAAAAAAUGAAUUUCAUCUUUGUUUAUAAAUUAGUUUCAAUUUCAUUUUUUGCAAGGAGAAUGCAACACGCCUACGGGUCUAAGCUAUUUGAGGAGAAAUAAGAAUAAAAGCAUGUCUUACUUU
Molecule: messenger RNA, 3666 nt
Organism: Triplophysa dalaica
Lineage: Eukaryota; Metazoa; Chordata; Actinopteri; Cypriniformes; Nemacheilidae
Product: E3 ubiquitin/ISG15 ligase TRIM25-like
Exons: 6
Coding region: 45-1706 (553 amino acids)
Molecular function (GO): protein binding; zinc ion binding
Source: RefSeq, a predicted model, not a curated record